ACAACAUAGUGAUAAAUUUUCAUAUGAGAAAUCUCCUUCAUUCUCUUUUCUUUUCUUAAUUAUUUUAUUUAAUUUUAUUAAUGAGAAUUUUUUUAAGAGUUUUUCUUUGAUGAUGCUCUCGUUUUGAUGUUUAAAAAAGAACAUCAAUAGAUCACCGGUCACAUAUAAGAUACCUAUUAUGUUAGUUUACAAAAAAAAUAUAAUAUACUUAUUAUGUUUCUAACCAACUUCAAAAUAUUGCAAUUCAUUUUCAAUUCUGAGAAAAUUGUGAGAAAUCUCUCAAAAAUUGAUACUCUAGGCGCCAAACAAUGUCUUUUGAGAGGUCAAACAGCUUUUGAAUUAAGCAUUUCGUUUGGUAUCUAAGAGCAAAACAUCAAUAAAUAUUAAAAUUUUAAAACCAAGAAAUUUCUUAAAGUUAUUUUCUCGACUGCGAUAUAUCUAUAUUAUUAAAUACUCCAUAAUCACGUGAAAAUCAAGCAACGGUGAACAGACAAUUCGAAAUGUUUCAGCUCCUUGUGAGUCUCCUUAAGAACACAAAAAAAAACAGCGCUGAGAAGACAUUCUGAAUUCUUCUUGUCCCAAACACUAUUGCACGCAGCUUGAAUCAUAUUUCCCCAAAACCUCUUAGAAAAUUCUGCAUAACCCAGCAGACAAAAGAAAGAACACCAAGAAAGACAAAAAAGUCAGACAAGACAAAGCAAAACCCUCUUUGUCCAAACGAACCAACCCUUUCCAUAUAUAUACAAGCCCCAACACACAUACCACAACCCAUCCAAGAGAAGAAGCUUAAAGAAACAAUGAUUUUCUCUGCUUCCAUGUUUGCUUCUCUCGCACCAUAUAUAGCUUCCGCAUUACUUCUCUUCCUCCUCCUCGAGCAACUCUCUUACCUCAUCAAGAAACGUAACCUCCCUGGUCCUCUCUUCGUACCUCCCAUCAUCGGCAACGCCGUCUCUCUCGUCCGUGACCCCACUUCCUUCUGGUACAAGCAAUCCUCAACCGCGGGAAACUCUCCUGGCCUCUCAGCCAACUACCUCGUCGGGAGAUUCAUCCUCUACAUCAGAGACACAGAGCUCUCCCACCAAGUCUUCUCCAACGUACGUCCCGAUGCCUUCCACCUCAUCGGACAUCCCUUCGGCAAGAAGCUCUUCGGUGAUCACAACCUCAUCUACAUGUUCGGUGAGGAUCAUAAGUCCGUCCGCCGUCAGCUUGCUCCCAACUUCACACCUAAAGCACUCUCCACCUACACUGCUCUACAACAACUAGUUAUCCUCCGUCAUCUACGUCGGUGGGAUAAAACUCGUCCCGUGGUUCUACGAAACCUCGUCCGUGAACUCAACCUCGAAACAUCUCAGACAGUUUUUGUCGGACCCUACCUUGACAAAGAAGCAAGAGACAGGUUCCGUACGGAUUACAACCUCUUCAACCUCGGAUCCAUGGCGCUUCCGGUAGACCUCCCGGGGUUCGCGUUCGGCGAAGCUCGCCGGGCCGUGGCGAGGCUAGCGGAGACGCUCGCCGUCUGCGCGGGGAAGUCAAAAGCGAGGAUGGCGGCAGGGGAGGAGCCGACGUGUCUGAUAGACUUCUGGAUGCAAGCGAUCGUCGCGGAGGUAAACUCCGGUAACCCUCCGCCGCCGCACUCCGGCGACGAGGAGAUCGGCGGUUUCCUCUUCGACUUUCUCUUCGCGGCCCAGGACGCGUCCACGUCAUCGCUUCUCUGGGCGGUGGCUCUGCUAGAUUCGGAGCCGGAGGUGCUGAGGAGAGUGAGGGAGGAAGUCGUAAGGAUAUGGCCGCACGAGUCCGACGCGUUGAUAACCGUCGAACAGCUCGCGGAGAUGAAGUACACGCGCUCCGUCGCGCGUGAGGUCGUUAGGUUCCGUCCCCCGGCUACGAUGGUCCCACACGUCGCUGCUGAAGACUUCCCUCUCACGGAAUCGUACACUGUCCCGAGAGGCACCAUCGUGUUUCCCUCGGUUUACGACUCCUCGUUCCAAGGGUUUACUGAACCGGACCGGUUCGAUCCAGAUCGGUUUAGCGAGACGAGGAGAGAGGAUCAGGUGUUUAAACGAAACUUCUUGGCGUUUGGGUGGGGUCCGCACCAGUGCGUGGGGCAGCGUUAUGCGUUGAACCACCUUGUGCUAUUUAUCGCGAUGUUCUCGUCGCUGUUGGAUUUCGAGAGGGUUAGAUCGGACGGGUGUGAUGAGAUCGUGUAUUGCCCUACGAUUUCGCCUAAGGACGGGUGCACGGUGUUCUUGUCUCGCCGCGUCGCAGCGUAUCCCGACCUUUCAUUGAAUUGAUUUUGAAUAUUCUGUUUUCCUAUUCUUUUGUGUGGUCAAAGUCAAGAGUGUGAUUUUAUCAUUGUUUUGUUUGCGAUGGGUCUCUCGAAGUGAGAGGUCUUCAAGUGUUUAUUGAAUUCGAUAGGAGGUGUCAUUGUUUGUCAUAUCUUCAAGAUUAAUUAAUCUGUUUUAUCAUGUUGAAUUUUUUAAAGUGUUUCAUUUGUUUUGGUAAAAGUUCAUUUUUGUGUCAA
Brassica rapa (field mustard) is the source of this 2521-nucleotide messenger RNA. RefSeq names its product cytochrome P450 710A1. Gene Ontology annotation, molecular function: monooxygenase activity; heme binding; iron ion binding. The record is from RefSeq and is a predicted model, not a curated record. Gene Ontology annotation, biological process: sterol metabolic process. NCBI's taxonomy places the organism in Eukaryota, Viridiplantae, Streptophyta, Magnoliopsida, Brassicales, Brassicaceae.